AAUUCAACGAACGGCUCUCUCUCUCUCUCUGAGGGGAACCAAAGUCUACCAAAAGUCAACGAUGAGCACGUUCUCAGCGGUGUCUUCAACGGCGGAAAGGCUGGACCAUUUGCUUCUCGCCGACGGAGCUCCGGCGCCGUGCGAAGGCGAUUUGCGCGCCGGAGUUUUGCAGCUUCGGUCAGAGAUCAAGCUAAUUGAAAACAAAUUGAUGUCCGACGAAAAUGGAAGGAUCAAAAUCGGCGAAGAGGAGAAGCGAAGAAUCACACAGCUAGCGUACGACGUCGAGGAUGCCGUGGAGUCUUACGCUUGGAGACAAGCGGCGGCGGCGGCGGAUUCGAAAUGGAAACUAGGUAGCGUUUUGAAGUACCCUACGGCGAGGAGUCUCCGGAAGGAUCUUCACGCCUUUAGUAAGAGGAUCGACGAGAUCAGAAGUGUAACGGCCGGUGGAGGAGAAGGAUCACCUAGAUCAGGAGUAAGAUCUGUUGUGGUUGUAGAGCCGCCGCCGCCGCCGCCGGCGCAAAUCCUCCGAACGGAAGUUCGUUCCGGCGGAGAAGAUGUAACGGAGUUGACGGCUCGAUUGGUAGGACCGGAGUCAAAGUUAUCGGUCGUCGCGGUAUGCGGUAUGGGCGGCAUAGGGAAGACGACUCUCGCGCAAUCGGUGUACAACAACCGAUUCGUGAUCGAACAUUUCGAUACCCGGGCUUGGGCAUACGUUGGCCAGAAUUUCCAGGCGAGGGGCAUUCUGGAGAGUGUGUUGUCCUCCCUUCGGCCCGAACGGAGUAAGAGUGAGAUUGCGGCGAUGGAGAUGAUGGUGUUGAUGGAUCAGCUUUACAAAGCUCAAAAGGGGAGGAGAUACCUUGUUGUUCUGGACGAUGUCUUGUCGUUCGAGGCCUGGGACACGAUGCGGUUCGCCUUUCCGGACGACAAUAACGGAAGCAGAAUCGUCAUCACCACUCAGGACGAGGAAGUGGCAAAGCAAAUGUCCACAUCCGUUCUAGAAAUGAAGCUGUUGCCCGAGGAUCGAAGUUGGGAGAUUUUGCAAUCGGCAUCUGGAGUGAUGGAUGGGACGGAAUUUAACCCGGAGAUAGAGAUGGUGGGGAAACAAAUAGCCAAAUAUUGUAAAGGGCUCCCAUUAGCUAUAACUGUGAUAGGUGGUAUUUUGAGGAAGAAGAAUUUGAAAGAAUGGAAGGAGGUGCUAGACGUACUGGUUGCAGGAGACGGAUGUUCACAAGAAACGGAAUCAGUUUUGCCUCUAAGCUACAAUCACUUACCGUUACAUUUGAAGCCGUGUUUUCUUUAUUUGGGACAUUUCCCCGAAGACGAAGCUAUACCGGUGGAAAAGUUGUACUUACUGUGGAUGGCUGAAGGGCUGAUAUCAACGAGGGCUCUAGACAAUCGAACACAAAAGGAAGUUGCUGAAGCUUAUUUAAAGCAGCUCGUUGAUAGAAGCCUGGUGUUUGUGGUGGAAAACGAGGUGUCUGACCCCACAAGGUUUAAAUCGUGCCAGCUUCACGACCUGAUACGUAAACUGUGCAUAUCAAACGGAAAGCAGGAAGAAUUUUUCGAUGUCAUUGAUUUUGGAAACGGAGGCAAAAUAAGCUCUUCAUCUCGCAGGCUUGUCAUAUACCUGUACAAGUUUAAAGAUGUCAACGACGAUCCUCUUUUGAACAUACGCGAUGCCAGAGAUAUCAGAUCGAUUCUUUUCUAUGAUAGAGACGAAUCUCACGUCAAACCAGCAUCGUCUAGCAACUUGCCUAGAGCAUUCUCCGACCUCACCGAGUUCCAAGGGGCGAGGGUGUUGCACUUUGACGGGGUUGAUUUUCAAGUUAAAAAGCUCCCGAGAGGUAUACAGAAACUAAUUUACCUCAGGCACUUGAGCUUCCAAGGAUGCCAUCUCAAGGUGUUUCCGUCGUCUUUUUGCAGCUUCCCCUUUCUGGAAACGUUGGAUUUACGUGUAAUAGAUUGUUGUGUAAUGACAAUACCGAAUGUCCUGUGGAAGAUAUCAAGCUUGAGGCAUUUGUACUUCCCUCUGGCAUUUCGAGUUGAUACUAAUGAUAAGUUGAAGCUGAACACCCUGAAGAAGCUCCAAGUACUCGAGAACUUCAACGCUAGCCUUUGUGAUACGAACGACCUCCUACAGCUAGAAAACCUUCAAAUCCUAUCAGGGGUUGUGGAGGGCAACACGGAUUUGAAGAACAUCAUCGGGUGUAUGGAUUCGAGUAAAUUCCUACGCCACUCGUCACUUGAUGUUAAAAAAUUUGAUUCUUACUCAAAAGAAAGGCUCGCGAUUGUGGCGGAGUUGCUGGAGUGCAAUGGUCUUCAUAAUUUGGACUUCGAGGGGUAUCUGGGAGUGAUGCCACCCCAUCGGAACAUCGGUUCGAACAUCACUUCUGUGGUGUUUAUUGGAUCCGAAUUUGGUGAAGACCCCAUGCCGGUAUUUGCGAAGUUUCCUAACCUCAGGAGCCUCGUCUUAUGCAAAGACGCAUUCGUGGGGAAAAAAAUGGUGUGUUCUGAGCCAAAUCACUUCCUUCGACUUGAAAGUCUUAAACUAGCAACUUUACAAUAUUUGGAGGAAUGGGAGGUUGACGAAGCUGCCAUGCCAAGGCUUGUUGUUAUCACUAUCGAGCGGUGCAAUAAAUUGGAAGCUAUCCCUUCUGGAUUAUCAGAAAUAUCAACUCUUGAAAGAUUUAUGAUCGGAUCAAUGCCCAAAGAAUUUCAGGAAAAAGUUAACCAAAUAAUCGAAAAGCAGAGAGAUAACGGCAAUAAAGAGCUGACUGUCACAUUUUACGAUUGCUGAAUUCCACGUUUUAUUGCGCACAAGGAAUACGAAUUUCGGGCGAAGGGCAUAAAGGGAAUAUGAAUUUGGACUAAUAAUAUGUUCCCGAGAACUGUAAAGCGUUGUUUCGUGAACUACCUACUAUGUAUGUAAUGGAGUAUUUAUUGUGUGCUUAUGUUAAGUUGUGUACUGCAAUGUAAUUUGUUUGGUGUUUGAUUGUUCGUGUGUGUACUGCAGCUGCAGCUGCAGCUUGCCGGUUUGUUUUCAUUUUGAUUUUCGUUUGGUCUUCGUUUAAUAAGAUGUUGAUUCUUGGUUUUGCGUCCUCUUCUGGUUGGAGUUGUGACGAUUCCAUUUUUCUGUAAUUAAACUCAAAUCAAAUAAUGUUUUUUUUUUCUUCCCUAAA
Molecule: messenger RNA, 3179 nt
Organism: Erythranthe guttata (spotted monkey flower)
Lineage: Eukaryota; Viridiplantae; Streptophyta; Magnoliopsida; Lamiales; Phrymaceae
Product: putative disease resistance RPP8-like protein 2
Biological process (GO): defense response to other organism
Molecular function (GO): ADP binding
Source: RefSeq, a predicted model, not a curated record